Messenger RNA from Acanthosepion pharaonis, 891 nucleotides. The record is from the annotation of a GenBank genome assembly. Lineage: Eukaryota; Metazoa; Mollusca; Cephalopoda; Sepiida; Sepiidae.
AUGUCGCUUUUCUCUCCCUUUACACUUCUUUUCCUUUACAGUUCUCUUCCUUCCUACUUUUCAUUUCCGCUACAAUUCUCUUACUUUACAGUUCUUUUAACUUCUCUUCCUUUACCCCUCCCUUCCUUUACAGUUGCCUUCCUUUACGCUUCUCUUCUUUUACACUUCUCUUCCUUUACACUUCUCUUCAUUUCAACUUCUCUUCCUUUACAAUUCUCUUCAUUUACACUUCUUUCUAUUUAUAGUUCUCUUCCUUUACACUUCUCCUACUUUAUACUUCUCUUCAUUUGGCACUUAUCUUCUGUCCACUUCUCUUGCUUUAUACUUCAUUUCCUUUACACUUCUCUUCAUUUACAGUUUUCUCCUAUUACACUUCCCUUCUGUUACACUUCCCUUCUAUUACACUUCUCUUACUUUACACAUCUUUUAACUUAUCUUCCUUUACAGUUCUCUUCUUUUACACUUCUCUUAAUAUAUACUUCUCUUAUUUUACAGCUCUCUUCCUUUACGCUUAUUUUCCUUUACAGUUCACGUCUUCCCUACUUUUCAUUUCCAUUUCUCUUCCUUUACACUUCUCUUCCUUUACAGUUCUCUUCUUUUACGCUUCUCUUUAUUUCCACUUUUCUUUUUUACUCUUCGCUUCCUUUACCGUUUUCUUCCUUCAAAAUUUUCUUCAUUUACACUUCUCUUUCUUUACAGAUCUCUCCCUUUACACUUCUACAUUAUAAUUCUCUUCGUUUCCACUUUUCCACUUCUCUUCCUUUUUACUUCACUUUCCUAUACACUUUUCUUCCUUUACAGUUCUCUUCAUUACAAUUCUCCUCCGUUACACUUCCCUUCCAUUACAUUUCCCUUCCAUUACACUACUCUUCCUUUAAGAGAAAGAGGUAA